Molecule: messenger RNA, 3600 nt
Organism: Sorex araneus (European shrew)
Lineage: Eukaryota; Metazoa; Chordata; Mammalia; Eulipotyphla; Soricidae
Product: guanylate-binding protein 6-like
Exons: 11
Coding region: 131-2017 (628 amino acids)
Biological process (GO): defense response to protozoan; defense response to Gram-positive bacterium
Molecular function (GO): GTPase activity; GTP binding
Source: RefSeq, a predicted model, not a curated record
UCCGUGUAAUGAUCAAUGCCAGUGUGCUUUAGUCCAUACAGGAGGAAGAGAGAGAGAAGGAAGGAGCAAGCGCAGGAGAAGAGGCCACAGAGAGCUGUUGGUUGACCGAGAGUGCAGUGGAGGAGUUUUCAUGGCAUCUGGACCCAACAUGAUGACCCCCAUUUGUCUGGUGGAAAACAAGAAUGAAAGAUUAUCAGUGAACCAGGAAGCUCUAGAGAUCCUACAGAAGAUUUCUCAGCCAGUGGUGGUGGUGGCCAUUGUAGGGCUGUAUCGUACAGGCAAAUCCUACCUGAUGAAUUGUCUUGCAGGAAAAAACCAUGGUUUUCCUCUGGGCUCAACAGUGCAAUCCAAAACCAAGGGUAUCUGGAUGUGGUGUCUUUCCCACCCCUCUAAGCCAGAUCAAGUCCUCAUCCUACUGGACACUGAGGGCUUAGGAGAUGUGGAAAAGGGUGACCCUAAGAAUGACUCGUGGAUCUUUGCCUUGGCUAUACUUCUGUGCAGCAGCUUUGUCUACAACAGCGUGGGCACCAUCAAUCACCAGGCCCUGGAGCAGCUGCAUUAUGUGACAGAGCUCACAGAACUCAUUAAGACAAAGUCUUCUCCUUGCCCUGAUGGAGUAAAAGAUUCUGCAGAAUUUGUGGGUUUCUUCCCAGACUUUAUCUGGACUGUCCGUGAUUUCACUCUGGAGCUGAAAAUAGAUGGUCACCUUGUCACAGAAGAUGGGUACCUGGAGAAUGCCUUGAAACUGAUUCAAAGCAAAAACCCCAAAAUUGAAGCUUCCAAUAUUUCCAGAGAGUGUAUUCGACAUUUCUUUCCAGAACGGAAGUGUUUUGUCUUUGAUCGGCCAAUACAUGACAAAAAUCUUCUAGCUAAUAUUGAGAAUGUGCCUGAAAACCAACUGGAUCCCCAGUUUCUGGAACAAACAAAAAAAUUCUGUUCUUAUAUAUUCACCAAUGCAAGAACCAAGAUGCUGAAAGAGGGAGUCAUUGUCACGGGGAAACGUUUGUGCACUCUGGUGGUGACCUACGUGGAUACCAUCAAUAGUGGAGAAGUUCCUUGUUUAGAGAACGCAGUGACAGCACUGGCUCAGCUUGAGAACUCAGCUGCAGUGCAGAUGGCAUCUGAUCACUACAGUGAGCAAAUCACCCAGAAAGUAAAAUUUCCAACAGAGACGGUCCAGGAGCUACUGGACAUGCAUGCAACCUGUGAGAAGGAGGCCAUUGAAAUUUUCAUGAAAUAUUCUUUCAAGGAUGAAAACCAAGAGUUUCAGAAGAAGCUGGUGAAAAUCAUAAAAGAUAAGAAAGAAGAAGUUUUGCUGCAGAAUGAAGAGGCAUCUGUGAAAUGCUGCCAGGCUAUUAUUGAGCAGCUUUCAAAGACCUUGAUAGAAAGUAUUUCAGCAGGAGUUUUCUCUGUUCCUGGAGGGCACAAACGCUACAUGGAAAUAAUGGAAAGAAUUAAGCAGGACUAUAAGCAGACAUCCAGGAAAGGAGUGAAGUCAGAAGAGGUCUUCCAGAACUUCUUGCAGUCACAGGAAGCAGUGGAGAAAUCCAUCCUGCAGUCAGACACAGCCCUCACUGAAAGGGAAAAAACCUUAGCAGAGGAGCGGACUAGGAGGGAGAGAAUUGAGAAGGAGCAAGAGCUGUUAAAACAGAAGCAGCAGGAGCAGCAGCAACUGAUAGAGGCAGAAAAGAAGAGUCUCCAGGAAAACAUAGCUCAACUGGAACAGAAGCUAAUUCGAGAAAGAGAAAUACUUCUGCAAGAGCAUAACAAAAUGUUGGAUCAUAAACUGAAGGUCCAGGAAGAGAUCCUUCAAGAAGGUUUUAGGAAAAGAGCUGAAGGUAUGAAUGCAGAAAUUAACCAGCUGAAAAAUAGGAUUAAAGCCACUGAAAAUGAUAGUCCCUGGAUUUUACAAAUAUUAAAGGGUGUUGCUCAGGAGUUCGCAUCAACAGUGUUUUCUAAGUUAAAUAUUGUGGAUAAUUUAGUAAAAGGUGUGACCUCAUUAUUUAAACGAAAGUAGUUCUCUUUUAAAGGAAAACAUACCAUAUGCCCAAUGUUCUGACCUCUCUUUGAUGUGGAUGCUACUUUCAUUCAGCAAAGUUUUAAACAUAGUGUAUACUAGAUUAUAUUGAUACCCAUUACUUGUUAGAUCAAAUAAAUGAAUGCUUAAUUUUCUAUAAAUAUUUACUUUAGGAAAUAAAUGCAAAAUCAUAUGCAUAUCAAUACAUCAUACACAUAUGCAAAUAAGAAGCUCAUGUGGUAUCAUUGUUAAUGACAAAAUAUUGGAAGUGUGUACUUAUAUGAACUGGUAAAUUGGGCAUGUAUAUAUACUGGCACAGUAUAAGGCCAACAAAUAAGCAAAUCUAUUUGUUUAAAUAUGUAACAACACAAAAAUAAACAUAACAAAAAGAUGAAGCAUAAAUGUUUUUGUAUAAUGUAUUCGGUGUUAAAAUAUAUAAGUAUUUUCUAUAUUUUAUAUUCAUAUCUAUGUUUAUAUCUUAUAUAACAUAUAGAAUGUUUCUAGAAAGAUUCAUUAGAAACUAGUAUCAUGGUUUGUGCUGGAGAGAACAGAGAUGUCAGGGUGAAAAAUUCACUGUAUAUUUCAUCUUUCUAAUAUUACAUCAAAAGUUUAAGUAAUGUAUCAUUGUAAUGAGGCUAAAAUUUCAUAAAAAUCAAAGUAGGGCCAAAGUGGGUACAGUGGUUAGGGCACAUAUCUUUCAUGCAGCCAAUGGGGUUUGAUCCCUGGCACCACAUAUGGUGCCUUAUGCUUGACAGGAGUGACCCCCUGAGCACAUAGCCAGGAGUAAUCCCUGAGCACUACGGGGUGUGUUCCAAAUAAAUAAUGUGUGUUCAAAAUAAAAACUAAAAAGUAGUGAAGUACAUGCGUGAGAAGUAUAUUAUUGCUUGUGCUAGGAAAAGGAAAGUAACAUAGGCUAUUAGUUGAUAAAUGCACAUUGCUUCUAGAAAUGAUAUCAGGCUUUUCAGAGUGAGGUUAACAAUUGAGCAGAGUGUGGAAAUAAUAAUACAGAAACUGGAAAGAAAGCUCAAUGGGCUGAGGUUUAUUUUGCAUGCUGGUAGUCAAAGUUUGAUUAAUGGUAUUUUGAACACUUCUGAGAGCGACCCCUAAGCUCAGAAUAGGUAAAAGUUCCCAAGCACUGCCUAAGUGUUGUCCCCAAACAAACUAUUGGAACUUCCUUAAAUAUAUAAACAGAAUAAAUUUCAUAUGACUCAAAAUGAAACAUGAAAUGUUUAAUGAUAAACUUUUUAGUAUAAGAGUAUAAUGGUAUUUGUAAUAGAGAAGACACUUUUAAGAGUGACAUGAAGUACAAAGAUUUUUUUUAAUUAAACAAUAAAAGCAGAGUGAGAAUAUCAAUGGAAAUGUGAUUAAUCUCUGGCAUCUGAAUUUUGGUUUAGUUUUUACCUUAUUUUUCUAGUUUCUUUAGGAAUAACGUAAGGUAUUUUCUUUGUGACUCUUCCGAAGUUGACCCUGUUUUGCUAUAAACUUCUUUGGUCAUAAUACUUUUGCUGUAUCCCAAGGGUGUUUAAAGGCUAUGGAUUCAUUUUAAUUUCCUUUUCAGAAAACAAAUAUAAGCAAGAGAAUAA